Planococcus citri (citrus mealybug) is the source of this 7966-nucleotide messenger RNA. It is a transcript of the gene shn, whose product is annotated as schnurri. The transcript is spliced from 14 exons. Gene Ontology annotation, cellular component: nucleus. Gene Ontology annotation, molecular function: RNA polymerase II cis-regulatory region sequence-specific DNA binding; DNA-binding transcription factor activity, RNA polymerase II-specific; zinc ion binding. The coding region runs from base 925 to 6303 and encodes 1792 amino acids. Gene Ontology annotation, biological process: regulation of transcription by RNA polymerase II. NCBI's taxonomy places the organism in Eukaryota, Metazoa, Arthropoda, Insecta, Hemiptera, Pseudococcidae. The record is from RefSeq and is a predicted model, not a curated record.
AAAGAAGGUAAGGGUCAGAUAUUCCCCCUCUCCGCCAAGCACCACUCCACCAUAUCGCUUCUAAAAAAAAAAAAAAAAUUAAAAAAAUACGAGUAGAUGCUUGAUUUUUAUUUUUUGUUCACACGUAUGAUGUAUUCGCGUCUGACCUGCUGCUACCUGAACAAUCAAUCUGCUGUGUAAACUUAGCACAAAAUCAUCGAUGCUUGAAUUUUCGACGAGAUUAAACGUGAUUUCAUCGCAUUUUUACGCCAAUCUCCCAACAGACAGAUGAUGAAAUAAAAAGCUACGUGGAUGAAAAGCACUCUCUCUCCUUAUCGCAUACAUAUCUCUGUUGCGGGUUUAUGAACGAAAAUUGAUACCAUUCAAUUGACGACCAACUGAUCACCUGAUCACCAUCAGUACACUGUAGACCUGUCGAGUAUCCCGCGCGUGUGAUUAUACAAGACGCACGCGUGCAUCUGCAUACUAUAGCUAUCGAACUUUGGACUUUUUGCCAAAAAUUGCAAGUCCGGCAGCGGCGACCGGCCGAAUCUCGAAUCUCGCGCGAAUUAAGAUUUUAAAUUAUGGCAUAUGUGAUUAUAUGUAGAAUGGUGCAUUUAAUUGUGUAACCCCGUUUUAAACGGCCAUAUACUCUGUACAGCGUGCUUGAAGAAUUUAUCGCCGUGUAAAUAUUCUGCCAAAUUAUUCGCCGAGUGUGUUGGCAGCUGUUUGCGAAUUAAAAUUGAAAACGAGCCGGAAAACGAUGAAAAUGAACCGAACGACGGUAAAUCAGAAAAUACCAGAAUUGAUGCUCAAAAGUCAAACAAUGAAAACUGCACGCUGCUGGACCAAGCACCGACCAACACGCCGGAAAAUAUAUCCAAUUCGCUGGCGAAUGCAACGACCAACGGUAGCAACAAGUAUUUGCAUAAGAAGUUCAAAAAAAUGGUCGCCAUCUUGUCAGAUGACAGCACAUCACCUUCAUCCGGCAUCGAUCAAUCGACAAAUCGAGUCGUUUCACCGACGGCGGCGACUGCGGCAUCGGCUAUCGCGAAAGAUUUAACGACGUGUCAUAGUAAUAGUAGUAGUAAUAAUAUUAAUAACAACUCUACGACAUCAUCAACGCUGCCAUGGACGACCACGACUGCAACAACGUCAUCUUCUGCCAUCAGCUUAGCAGCAGUUGUAGCAUCGUCUGCGACAUCUUCAACUCCGGCCUCCACUUCUAGUAUCGAAAUCCAUCAUAAUCGUCAGUCGCAGCCGCAGUCGCAACAGCACCAGAACCACGCAUCAUCGAUUCAUGCCACAACAGCGACAGCAGCAGUAGUAACAAUACCAACGACAACAAUGCAAUCUAGUCUUCCAAAAUUGGUAGCGUCGACGGCGCGUAACGACGGUAAAAUUUCGACGUCGACGACGACGAUGGACGUCACGAGUAAUCACUUGAGCGUAACUCGGGAGUGUAAUUCGACCAGUCCUUACAAAUCGUCGACUGGUUCGGCUAAUUCCGAAGACGAUGGUGUGGCGACGGUGGCUGCCAAAUGUGUUUGCCCGUAUUGCGAUCUGGUAUGCAGUAAACCGAGCGUACUGGAGAAGCAUUUGCGAGCGCAUACGAACGAACGACCGUAUCCUUGUCUUCCUUGCGGGUUUUCGUUCAAAACGCGCAGCAAUCUGUUGAAACAUUGUCGUACCUCGAGAUCGCAUUCGCUGAAGCUGGAAGAAGCCGGUGUCGAGAAUAACAUCAUGUCUGGCGUGAAGAUGAGCGUCGACGAAGAUGGCGAUGAAAUGGACGACGAUGCUCAGGUGUCGACGACUACGUCGUCUACUACGUCGAUCGCUUCGAUUAAAGACGAAUCUAGUAGCAACGAUGAGAACAAAAGCGCCGACAGUGUACCUCGUGCAGCCAUCUAUAAGCCUAAAUUCCAUAAAGCCGCUAUUUACAUACAGAACAACAACGGUAGCAAUGGCAGUGGCAGUGGCAGCGGCAGCAAUGCUAUAGCUUCUGCCAUUACAGCUCUGCCUCCAGCUUCUUCGAAAUGCGUCGUCGAAUCCGCAGCUUCUACCAUGAACAAGCUCGGAUUACAGUUGAAGAUACCAGCGGCCGCAGGAACGACCACGACCGGUGGCGCAUCCGCCUCCUCGACGCCUUCGACGCCGUCGCCAUUUACCAGCGGCUCGUCUCCCAGUCCGGAAUUCCUUCACAGACAUAUUAGCAAACUGAUCAGCGAAAAUCAGGCUAUCGUCGAAACAACCGAUCCGUUCUGGUCGAAGAAGUUUUACCAAAGGAGCAAAGAAGGAUCGCCGUCCAGUCCGCUAUCUAAUUCGUCUUCCUCUAGUUUAGAUUCGUUCAAGAAAAUACCGCCUCCGCUUCCGAUUCCGAUUCCACUCGGUGUCAAGCAACACGCCGAAUCGCAGCACAAUAUCGAAGAUAAACUACCGGUCGAGUCAAAGUUGGCGCACGCUUUGCUGCAGCCGAGAGUGACGAAGGUGGUGACUACGACAAUGACCAUCGUACCCACCAACGAGCACGUGGUUGUGGCUGCUGCGACUGCUGUCGAAGACGCUCAGCCUUUGAACUUAUCCAUUUGUAAAGAUACCAGGAUGAAAAGUUACCUUGACGAGGACGACGAUAAGACUGUAGCAGCGACGCCGUCCGUCGAAUUUCGUCUGAUCGGCAACGAAGCUCCGCCGGCCAGAUUCGUACCGAAUGGCAGGAUAUCCUCGUCGGCUAGUGGUGGCGACGUCUACAUGAAAGAUGCUCAUCAUCACGCGUUUGUGAAAUCUGCCACGUUAGGCGACGGAGCGAUUUUAACGACGGCGGCGGCGAUCGCUAAAAAUACUAAAUUACCUAUUAUCGAACAUAUGUGUUCUUUAUGCGAUGAAACUUUCGAUAAUUACGAUAAGUUAAAAGCUCAUAUAUUGUAUCAAUGCAAAGGCAACAAGAAUCAUAGUUUAAGUAGCGCGAGUAGUAUUAAUAAUCACUUAAGCGGCGUACUUAAUAAACCCGCGAUGACCAGCAACGACGCCAGAGUAUUCCUAAGAGUAGCAUCGUCGACGUGUUCGUCUGCAUCGUCAACGACGCCGGAACCGCAGUUGUUGGUUCAGCAGCAACAGCAUUCCGCCAAACCAGCUAAUCUGAAUCAGUCGCCUGGUCCGCGAUUAGGUAACACCCCGUUGAUAGGUAAUUACAAGAAAUUAUCGGUGAUUACGACCGGCGGUGGCGGUGGAGGCGGCAGCAGUACGAUUAAGAACAACAACCACAUAUUGAUCGAGCACCAUAAAAGCGUGACUAGUUUGAAAUCGCUAGAGGAGUUAUCGAAUGCGCCGAUGAAAGGUACCACCAAUCACUUCGUCUACAAUGCUGCUCUAAUGGACGACUCGGUUGUCGAGAAAAGCUCGUCGUCCAUGUUGAAAAUGACCGAAGACGACCUGGCAAAAAAUUCGAUCAUCGUUUCGAAAACGUUAGCGAUGCCCGAUGACCAAAAACUGAUCUCGAUCAAGUCCUCGUCGACGAUGGCCGGAAUGAUGGCUAAGCCGAAAGAUACCUCUUCGUCGGCCGUAUUCAAAUCAAACGCCGGUCUAGCCGAUCUUGCCAUUUUAAACAAAACUACCUCUUCGGCAACGCCGCCGAAAUUUGUUUUACCCGUUGUACAAGGUGUACCGAAUCUCGCCUCGUUGCAAGGCGUUCCGGCCGCAGCUUUGUUGGCAGCUACUACCAAUUCUGCAGAGUUGCACGCAUUGUCUCCGCUCGGUCCUGGAUACAGGACGCCUACCACCCCGACCGCUUCGCUACCGAAGGCUAAAUCAACCCAUGUGAACGGAGGAGUUGUAACCAUAUUGCACGGAGGCAAAGUGAUACCUUAUGUUCCGGGUAUGCCUGGUCCUCAGUCGGCUGCUGCAGCUUUUUUGCAAGUUGACGGGUACGAGAAAAAGAGCUCGGAAGCGGUUAAAAGAAAGUACGAUGAUGGUGGACCUCUUAAUGGAAUGAUCAAACAUGCGAAUCAUCAACGUAUCGUCGACGAUCUGUCGCCAAUUUCGAAUACUGCCCAAGGUUCCAAACUUCUGCACAGUGUGAAAAUCAAAGAUGAACUUUUUUCUAGUAUAUACAUGGACCAAGAAAAAGAUACCAACGGCGUGAAAUUCGCACGACCUUCUUCGUUACCAUUGAAACCAGGCACGUUUAUACCGAAAAAAUUACAACCCGGUACAUCGUCUUGUCUACCUCUCAUCAGUCCGGAAACUCCUCGUCCGAAUAAAUCAUACGGUCAGCUGUACAUCGGAGGCAACGCUUAUACUUAUCUCGGCUUGAAAUGCUCCACUCGAAGUACAUUCUGUACCCUUCAUAAAUCGCAACCAACUUACGUACCUCUUAGCCCCGAACAUAAUAAAGUAUCGAUGUAUUCGAACUGGAAAAUAAGAUCGGACGUGGAUCCUUAUUUGCGUGGUGUUCCUCCUACGAAAGCGAUGUCUUGUUAUGAUUCACGUCAGAGAUAUUCGUCUUAUACGGUCGUCCAUACGAAGAUGAAAGAUGCCGUUACUCAUUCGUCCUACUGGUUCAAUAGAUCGAAACAGCACCCAGAUCAGGGUGAUGGCAAUCAAUGCAUCGAUACCGAUAGUAAAGACAAUAUUCAGAUACAAUUGCAGGGUGAAAUGCACGCGAGGAAUAGCGAAGAUGGAUUGAAAAACAAUAAAUAUUUGGUCGGUGGAAUCGAAUCAACGGACGAGUACACUUAUAUUAGAGGACAAGGGCGAGGAAAAUACGUUUGUUUGAAAUGCGGUAUUCGGUGCAAAAAACCAUCCAUGUUGAAGAAACAUAUUAGAACGCAUACGGACGUUCGUCCUUACAUCUGUAAACACUGCGUAUUCAGAUUUAAAACCAAAGGCAACCUGACUAAGCAUAUGAAAUCCAAAGCACAUUACAAGAAGUGUAUGGAGUUGGGAAUUGUACCUGUACCGACCGUCGUUGAUGAUUCUUACGUAGACGAAGAAAUACUUUCGAAACAAACGCAACAAAUAGAAGAGGGACAAGAUGUAGAAGAAACAGAAGAAGAGGACGACGACGACGACGAUGACGAUGACGAGGAAAAUGACGAAGAUUUUAUCGAAGACAAGGAAGUUGCCGAAGAUCCGAAAUGCCAACUAGAGAGAGAAGUAGCUCGAUCGUUGCUAUCGCUAUCGAAAAUGUCUCAUCAGACGGUCUCCGAACAGUACGCGAAUGCUGGAUUAGUACCAUUGAACGCCAGACCGAACACAUACCCUUAUAAUUUCUCAGCGAACGCGCACUUGUCAUCAAAACCUCAUACUCCAACUUUAACUUUGAUCAGCGAACAGAAAGAACAAGAAAAGGUAUCGAAAAACACUGGUCUAGCUCGAGAACUGCAACCAAUAGUCACAUCGAACGCGAUAAUAAAACCGAAAAACGAAUCGCAUACCAGCGAAAGAUAUUAUUUCGGAUCAGCAGCCGAUAAAGAACACGUACCUAUGGAAACGAACGACGUUCCGUCGCCGGAAAUCGCACCGAAAGAACCUAUACCCCUGAUCAGUGCUAAGAAUUCAUUCGUAGAACGUUCCAGCACCGGGAGCGGCGGUAUUAGCGCCAAAAUCGAAACUUUUGAUCGAAAUAACGAUAUCGAGUCUAAAGAGAACGUGAUGCUGACGCCGACACCAGAUGGAGAGAAAGCUGAAAGCUCUACGUCAGUUAUUAUAUCGAUAGGAUCGCCGAAUUCUAAUUUUAACGCUAGUUCGCCGAAGAGAUUAAAAGCUGAGUUCAUAUCGCCGUGCAGUGGACCUUUAACGAAUGUAUUGGAAGAUGGACGGAGUAAGUGCGCGAUUUGUAAUAAAAUCUUCAGUAAGCAGAGCCAGCUCAGGUUGCAUGUAAAUAUUCACUACUUCGAGCAACCCUUCAGGUGCGAAUCGUGCGCCGUGUCGUUUCGUACGAGAAAUAAUCUUCAGAAGCAUUUAGGAUCGAAUUCGCAUUUAAACAAGGUAAGCAUGAACUCGGCUACAGGUGGCCAAACUUCUACCAAUAAUCCGAGACCAUUCAAAUGCGACGAUUGUAAUAUCGGAUUCAGAAUACACGGUCACUUAGCUAAGCAUUUACGUUCAAAAAUGCAUAUCAUGAAAUUAGAAUGUUUGGGCAAAUUACCGUUUGGUACUUACGCUGAAAUGGAGCGAUGUGGAAUUAAUAUGAACGAUAUCGAUACGACCGAUUGCGAAAACUCAUUGGAAAGUUUACAGAGAAUAGCAAAAGGAGUUGUGAAUUCGGUUACGUAUAUAAAUAGUGCGGAUGAAGAGAAUAAAAUGGGUCCAGAUUCGUCGUUUUAAGCACCUAACCUACCUAAUAUACGAAGAUUGACGAAACGAUUUUAUUUUUUAAUUAUUAUUUUGUGUUCAUAAACGAUUUGUAAUUUGAAUGACGGACGAACGCGAUGUAGAUUUUGUAAAAAAGUAUCGAAUUUUUCGAAAUACGAUACGUGUACAGGCGUACCCCUAUGUAAAAAUAAUUACGUAGGUAAUGUAAAAAAUUGAAUCUGUUUUAUUGAAUAUCGAGAAUGUGUCCGCGCAGCGCCGAUUAUUCAAACGGCCUAAAUUAUUUUUAUUACGGAGAAUAAUUGUUAUGGAUUAGUGGUUAUGAAAAAACUAGUCAUUUAUAUGUUAGAAAGAUGGAUUUUUGGGUUUGUUGAAUUUGGGUAAUAUUUCUUUCUUCUUUAUUAUUUUUUUUUAAAGUGUAUAAUUUUAAGCAUUUUUUGUUUCUUUUUACUUUCCCCCUUCCCUUCUUUUUAUUGUUGAAUAUUUCUUCUUUUAUACAUAUCUUUUAUUUUUUUUUUGUCUUUUGUGUGUGUUUGUGGAAAGGAAAAUUGCAGUACUCUGGUAGAAGUUUCUCUAUGUACUCGAAGUAUAAUACAACAACAUAUUCUAAGUUGAAGGCAUUUGUUACGUGGUAUAAUUUUAAUACAUCAUUUUGAACAUAUCUUUUUAUUUAAAAUACUAUUAAGAGCGUAUUUUUAAUUCGAUUUUGUCAAUUUAUUGAAAAAUCAAUUCGACAUUUUUUUUCUUUCUUUUUUAAUUUCAAGUUCACGAAUAAGGUCUCGUAUACUUUAUUUUUUUACCCGUGAGGAAAUUUUAACUUAAUAGUGCCAUGUUUAGUUUAUAUCGAACGUAGUAAAAAAAAUCAUGUUAUAAGUGAUUCGUAUUUAUUUUCAAAAAUUUUUCGUUUUUUAGAUUUUUAUUCGCGUUUUUAGUUUUUUUUGUAUUGUAGAGAACAUGAAAAAUUACUCAGAAUUUUCUUCACAAUGUGAAAUGAUUAUCAAAAUUAUACCAAAUUAAGAAAUUGUUUAUUUUGUCUCCAAGUGUUCAAGAAGACGUUUUACCUACCUUGUUUGUUAUAUGUAUAUGUUGAAGUAGUUCUUUUUUAUGAUUAAAGUAUAAUAUUAUUACGAUAUAACUACGUGUAUCAUUUUUCAAUUUUUUUUCGAGCGACUGUCAUAUGUUUUGUUUUUAAGUUUUUAAUUUUAAUUUCUAUUAUAAUUUUUUUUUUGUAUCGUUCGUGGGAAAAUUUUCAAACAAAAUUUUCAUUAUGGAUCUCAAGUUUUGGGAAACUGUGCUCAUUAUUGUACGGAUAGUCUGUUUUUAAUUGUGUACACUAUCGAAGAUCAAAAUUACAAUAAAAAGGGAAUUAUAUUUUUCGUGUUUAUUCUUUCAUCGUGCAACUCGACCAAUUUUUAGGGCCGCGACUAUUUUUUUCUUUUCUUUUUUCUUUUUUUGGUUGAAUUUUUAUUGUUUUUUUUUUUUUGUUUUGUUGGCGAAAUUAAAUUUUUUCGAGGAAUGAAAAGACUUAUUUGAAAAUACGUAUUAAACGCGUUUGUUCUAUAUCUUUUACUAUUUAUUAUUAUAAUGAUAAUGUAGUGAUUACUGUUUAAAUAACGUGAAUAUAUUCUCAUUCUUUUUUGAUCUUCCUACGUGUAAAUAAACGAAAUGAUGAAAUUUA